GCCCCCCCCCGCAGCCAAUGGGAGAGAGCGAGGGAGAGAGCGCUUCCGGGUUCGGCCGCGCGGACUUCCGGCGGCCUCCUGUCAGGUGACGGUUCAAGAUGGCGUCGCCUGCGGACCCCGGCCGGCCUGAGGCUCCCGAGGGGAAGGCGAAGGGCGAGGCGGGCGGGGAGGAGGCCUCGCAGGAGGGCGACCUGCGCAGCGUCCUGGUCACCAGCGUCCUCAGCCUGGAGCAGCUGGACCUGGACCUCUUUCGGUCAGCGGGGGCGGAGGAGGGCGGCCGGGGAGGGAGCCACACAGGCCGGGAUGUGGACCUAGAAUCUCGGAAUUGUAGGGGUGGAAGGGACCCGCAAAGGUCAUCUAGCCCAACCCCCUGUUAUGCAGGAAUCUCAGCUGAAGCAUCUCUGGCGGGGGGCCACCCAACGUCUGUUUCAAAACCAAUAAUAAUAAUAAUAAUAAUAAUAAUAAUAAUAAUAAUACAUUAUUUAUACCCCGCCCAUCUGGCUGGGUUUCCCCAGCCACUCUGGGCGGCUUCCAACAGGAGAUUAAAAAGACAUUAAAACAUCACUCAUUAAAAGCUUCCCUAAACAGGGCUGCCUUCAGAUGUCUUCUGAAAGUCUGGUAGUUGUUUUUCUCUUUGACAUAUGGUGGGAGGGUGUUCCGCAGGGCAGGAGCCACCACCAAGAAGGCCCUCUGCCUCGUUCCCUGUAACCUCACUUCUCGCAGGGAGGGAACUACCAGAAGGCCCUGGCAGCUGGACCUCAGUGUCCGGGCAGAACGAUGGAGGUGGAGACGCUCCUUCAGGUAUACUGGACCAAGGCCCAACCCCCUGCAAUGCAGGAAUCUCAGCUGAAACAUCCCUGGCAGGGGGCCGUCCAACAUCUGUGUCAAAACCUAUAAUAAUAAUUAUUAUUAUUAUUUAUACCCUGCCCAUCAGGCUGGUUUUCCCCAGCCACGCUGGGCGGCUCCCAACCGAAUAUUAAAAACACAAUACCGCAUUAAACAUAAACAACGUCCCUAAACAGAGCUCUCCAAGGAAGGAGAGUACAGAACCUUCCCAAGGGAGAUCCUGCCACUGCCAAGCUGUUCUUACUGUCGGAAAGUUUUUCCUGAGGUUUAUUCAGAAUCUUCUUUCAUGCAAUUUGAAUCAAUCGGUUCCUCCCCUGCAGAAAACAAGUUUGCUCCAUCUUUCACGGGACAGCCCUUCAGAUAGUUGAAGAUGGCUAUCAUAUUGAGAUCUCAAGGUUUCUUCCCAUCUUGCAGCAUCAAAUGGCACUGAAGCUCUUAUGUUUUUGGUUGUUUGAUUUUAAAAAAGGCCUCACUUUCAAUUUUUGUCUGCAAUGAGGAUCAUAAGACAGCUGCUUAUCAGUGCUUCUGUCUGUGGGGGUCUCUGUGAGAACGGGACAGUGAGCUAGAUGGGCCUUCUUUUACUUGAUCCAGCAGCCAGGCUGUACUUUUAUUUCCACAGCAUAGGCAACAAAGGCAACAGUGUAAUCAAAGUCUUGCUGAUGGAUUCAUAUCUGUCUUGCAAACAAAUGAAACAAAAUGGCCACCUCACACAAAGCAGCAAAGCCCAAGUAUGUCUCUUUGACGGGUGACAACUUAAGUGGAUGGCUUUGCCCUUUGAAAGACAGGCCCUUGGUCUGGAAUAACACAAGAAACAAAAUGGGCUCUCUUGCUUCCCCGUCUUUUCUGAAAACAAGCCAAGCUUCAUGCUGGGAAUUGCUUUUGGGAGAAAUUCAAAUGUCCUGGACCCUGACCCCAGAUAGUUGUGAGAGUGGGCUGCAAGGUUCUGAUUUGCAAUGCAGAGAACAAGAACUAUGCGGGCCUGACUUGACUCCACACUAUCCACCCUGUCCCCACAGGCCACCCUAUAGUAUGCUAAAAGAAACAAAAAACAGGAAUCAGGGAAGACAGAAAGGUGCCAUCUUUUGGGGAAUAACCUCACUUUGUUGUCUUUCUCCUAGUGGGAGGCACUACUGGGUGCCAGUCACACAGCGACUCUUUGGUGGGCAGAUAGUGGGCCAGGCCUUGGUGGCAGCUGCAAAGGCUGUGAGUGAGGAUGUACAAGUCCAUUCGUUGCAUUGCUACUUCGUGAGAGCAGGUAAUAACAGGUUCUGGGAAAGGAGGGGGUGGGAAGGGUGGAGUUCUUGAGCAGCGCCUUAUAAGCAGACCCUGGUAAGCUUCAGAACUGGCAGUGAAGACUCACACAACCACACCCAAAGUGUUACCAGUGGCCAGGUAAAGAUCCAAAGGAAGCUCACAGGCAAGGUGUGAUGGACAGAGAUGGCCAUUUGUGGCUACUGGACCUCCACAUCUAAUCACCCAAGGGAGGCUGUUUCUGGUCACACAGAUUCCACUUCUGGAGUAGAUGGGCCACUGGCCUGAUUCAGCAGGCUCGUCUUAUGUUCUUAGCUCUACUCUCUCUCUCCUUUCAGCAUCCCUCCAAAAACCAGUAAAUACAAUUACUCAUUGUAGCUGUGAUUCCCAUAAAUUCCUCAGUGCGGCAUCGAAGUACUACCUACUUUUUUUUGCCUUCAGCCUGCUGCUUUUAGUGGAUGAUGGUUUGUGUGUUGUUGGCCACUGGGGGAUGCUCCUGCUUCUCCUUCCAGGCCCAGACAGGCCACAUCCUAGCAGCCAGAGUGUCCCAGGAAGCUGCAACAGCAGCUGUAAGGGUGGUGGCAUCAGACCCAGUUCAUCACCACUUUUGGUCUGACUGGGACUGAAAACAACAGAGGGAGGAAAUUCUGCACCUUGUCCCUGCCCACUUCAGAAGCUGCUGCUGCUCCCACCCCCGUUUGACUGUCAUGCUCCUACUGUUAUUCCGGGGCACAGCCCGGACGCUGCCUGAGCACUGCUCUUGAUCUCUGGCAUGGGGGGAAAAGGAGAUAGAGAAGAAACCAAGAGAGCAAGUGCUUGCUCGCACAGCAGCCAUAAUGCUCCCAUCACUCUCCCUUUCUGGGGCGGCAAGUGAGCUGACCAAAGGCCCUUCCUGCUUCCAGGGGACCCCACGGUGCCGGUUCUGUACCAGGUGGAGCGCACUCGCACAGGGAAGAGCUUCUCGGUGCGGUCGGUCAAGGCCAUCCAGCAUGGGAAGCCCAUCCUCAUUUGCCAGGCCUCCUUCCAGCAGGACCAGCCCAGCCCCGUCAAGCACCAGUUCCACAUGCCGGACGUGCCCCUUCCAGAGGAACUGCUGACCCAGGAAGAGCUCAUCCAGAAGUACCUGCAGUGAGUGGCGCAGGGUCCCCACCUCUCUUCCAGAAGACCGUCCGCUUGGCCAUAUACAUAAAGAAGCUUCCUGAGCCAGAAGUUACCAGCCUUGCCCUUGGCUCCUGCCUGGCCCAGGGAGCCUCCAUGGCUGAAACUGACCCACCCAGCUGUGAUGUGGGGAAAGUGUGUCCUGCAGGAGGGCAAUGGGUUUUCCUGGAGCAGCUGCACUGAGCUCAACUCUGCGUUUGCUCGCAGUUCGGAACUCUCCUCUGGCUCCGUGCAGCUCCAGCAAACUUGGGUUGGCCAGGCUAGUCUGUGGAACCCCUUCCCACAAGAGGGAAUGGUGGCCACCAACUUGGGUGGCCUUGAAAGAGGAUCAGGAAGUGAGGGCUCUCAAUGGCGACUAGCCAGGAUGGAAACUGCAGGUGGGGAGAGGGCUCUGCCUUUAGCCCACGACAGCUUCUACCCAGUGCCAUUUUUCUGGUGCCAGAGUUCACCGUGAACACCUCCCUUGUUGUCUUGUAAGAAGGCUCCAGUGGGUUCUGGUGGAAAAAAGCCCUGCUUCUACCAGUGUUGGUUGGUAUGCCUGGCUGAGCAAGUGAGAAUGAGGCCCAACAUUUCAGGAGCCAGACCCUCCCCGUCCCCAUUUUCCUCCAGACCCUCCCAGUGGUGUUGGGGCUGCAGCUCCAUCCCUGGACAUUGCCCAGGCUGCCUGGGACCUGUGGGCAAAGGCUUCCUGCUUGCCUGCAAUGGUGCCCCCCUUCUGCCCCCAGCCAGCUCACUGCUCGUGUCUGCUCUUUUUUCAAAGGGACCCAAACCUUCUGGACAGAUACAGGCAAGGACUCAACAAGAUGCUGGCCCAAGAAGUUCCCAUUGAGAUUAAGCCAGUGAACCCCCCAGACUUCUUCCACCGGAGACCGCAGGAGCCCAAGCAGCUCUUGUGGGUGAGAGCCAGGGGCCACAUAGGUAAGCUCUUAAGCGCCUGCCCCCCCCCCCGUUAGCAUCCCAGGGAUUGGUCUGAGGCCCAGAAAAGUCCUCUAAAUCAAGUAUCCGUGUGAGUCUGCAUCCUUUCACUUGAAUCAGUAUUCAAUUUAUUUCUUUUACAGAACCUUAAAAAGGGCGGAAAAAAACCACCCAAACACACAUUUUGGGGUAAGGGAGGAGAAUUAUGGGGUGGGGAGGGAUGUGUGGAACACGCAGGCUCCUGCCCUGGAACUCUAGAGCUUUGUCUCUGGAGAGAUCGCUGCACAACGCUGAGGCCUAGGAACUUGCUUUGGGAGAUCGUUUGGGUCUUUCAUGUUCACCUAGUGCUGCGCCACCUCCUCUCCAGCUCGUACAGGGGCACCCAGCACCCCUAUGACCCCCUCAGCAGGCUCUCUGCUACCCACCCCCUGCGCCUUGCUCUCUCCUCCAGCCAGCGAUGUCUGUUUUGCAGGCGAAUGUGACAUGAAGCUGCAUUGCUGUGUGGCCGCCUACAUCUCGGACUACGCCUUCCUGGGGACGGCCCUCUUCCCCCACCAGCACCACAGGGUCAGCUUCAUGGUCUCCCUGGACCACUCCAUGUGGUUCCACGCCCCCUUCAGGGCCGACCACUGGAUGCUGUAUGAGUGCGAGAGCCCCUGGGCAGGUAGGUGCCAGGCAGGGAGCAUGGGGGGGGGGCUGUGCGGGGAAGAGACGCCCGAGGGCUGUUCUGCAUCACAGCAGACAGUCCUCAGCCACCGCCCUCCUCCUCCUCUCUCUGACACGCAGGGGGGUCCCGGGGCCUGGUGCACGGGCGCCUGUGGCGCAGGGACGGCGUCUUGGCUGCCAGCUGCGCCCAGGAAGGCGUCAUCCGCGUGAAGGAGCAGCCCUCCGGCAGCAAGCUGUAGCGAGGAAGAGAGCGGUCCUGCUCGGAGGCGCGGCCCCCGUGGACUUGGGCAGGCCCUGCAGGCCUCAUGCUGGAACGGCAGCAGAUGGAAGCCAGCUGGUCUGGGCGGCUUUUGCACAGAGACCCACAAACAGGAGCACUGGCAAGCAUCCUUUUUAUUGGGUGAAGGGAGUUACAAGACUGGCCCUUGGCUUUCCCUGUCGCUAAUAAAGGGGCAGCAGCCCCUCCCUCCAAGGCUCUGGUCUCCUGAGGCUGCAAGGGAGGGAGGGAGGGAGGGACCUGGUUUCCACCCGAUUUCCCUUUGACGCCCUGCCCCAUUGCAAGAGGCAGAAGCAGGCAGCCCCUCUUCCCUGGAAACCACUCUAAAAGCUUCCCUUUUUCAGCCUGGGGGCUGGAACCUCAGCUCCCCUCUCCCCAGUAGGCUGGAACCCCAACUAGCAGCAACAGCACCACCCACCUCUGGAGACCCCCAGGCUUCCACUUGGGGGGAGGAGCUGUGCCCCUCUGCCUACCGUAACAGCUAUUAGUGUCAGACAAACACGGCAGGCGGUUGCUGCUAUCCCUUUCCUCCUAGAGGCAUUCAAGCAUUACAAAGAAGUCCCUUUCAGAAGCCAGGGAGGCAUCUAAUUCCUCUACGGAGCCCCAAAUAAACAGCCCCAGCGGCUGUUCCUCGCAGGGGCACGGUGGUCCUCGGGAGGGACGAGUUCACCUUGCCCUAAAACAACGGUCCGGUUUCUGCCUGGGCUGCUCCCCUCCCACGAUCCAAAGUGAAGCCAGCCGGCCUCCUCAGGGCAGGGGCUGUUUGAUGAGCAGUUCCUUCAGGGUGGGCGGGUGCAUCUCUGCUCCGCCGGCCUCCUGCAGUCGCUGCAGCCGGGCCUCUGCCUGGCGCUUGUCCCUGCCCAGAACCCAGGAGAGGCGGAUGUGGGCCUGCAGGAAGGGGGCCAGCAGCGGGUGACUGUCCUGCGCCUCCAGGAGACACAGGGCCCGUUCGCAGGCCGCGUGCGCCUCCCCGGCCUGGCCCAGCUCCUGGUGGCAGACGGCCAGCCCGGCCAGCGUCAGCAGGAAGUGGCCCGAGCGGCAGGCGCCCAGCCUCUCCUGCAGCUGGUGGGCGUUGGCCCACGUCGCCAGGGCCUCCGGGUACCUCCCGGAGCACGUCAGGCUCUGCGCCGCCUGCAGGUCGCGCAGGAAGAAGAACUCCAGGUAGUCGGCCGAGCGCCGGAUCUCCGGCAGCGAGUGCAGGUGGGACAGGAACUGCUCGAAGGCGCGGCUGCGCUUGGCGAUGGUCUCGGCCGCGAAGUUGCGCCGCAGCCGCUUCCGGGGGAAGGAGACGCCCGCCAUGUCGCCGCAGAAGCGCCGGCGCAGGUGCCGGUUCAGCCGCUCAAAGUCAGAGUAGCGGCGGGAGAUGCAGGCGGGCGCUUUGUCGAACUGCCCCGCGCGGAUCAGGUAGACGGUGUAGAGCUGUGGGGUGGGACAGGGAGGGGGCAGCGGUGAGAGGGGCUGCCCAGAAAGGGACAGAAUCCAGUAACCCCCGCCCCGCCCCGCAGCAAGACAAACAGGGAGGCAUGCCCCUCUCCCUGGCUUCCCGCUGCGUGAGCCUACCUCCCCCCUUCCGCGGACAGAUCCCCAAGCAGCAGGGAAAGGGCUGGGAAAGCCAGGCAGGUGAAACAGCAGCAGCCAUGGGGAAGUUACCUGAGGCUCUUCUGCCCAAACCGUGGCAGCACAAGGAAAAAGAGAAAAUAGUCAGGGCCAGGCACCCUACAAGACACCCCCCCCUCCCAAUAAGGCAUGGCGGGUGCGAGAAGAGGCAACUCCAGUCUUAAUAAUAAUAAUAAUAAUAUUUAUACCCUGCCUACCUGGCUGAGUUUCCCCAGACACUCUGGGUGGCUCCCAACAGAAUAUUAAAAACACGAUAAAACAUCAAACAUUAAAAACCUCCCUAAACAAGGCUGCCUUCAGAUGUCUUCUAAAAGUCAGAUACAGUCAUAACUCAGGAUUAAUACGCUUCAGCUUAAAUAUUUUUGGUGUGCGCUCCGCAGCGACCUGGAAGUUACAGAGCGCGUUACUUCUGGGUUUCGCUGCUCGCCCACGCACAGAUGCUCAAAAUGACAUCAUGCACGGAAGUGGCGAAACGUGACCCAUGCAUCUUACGCUCACUUCAGGAUGCGAACGGGGCUCCGGAAUGGAUCCCAUUCGCAUCCAGAGGUACCACUGUAGUUGUUUAUUUCCUUGACAUCUGGUGGGAGGGCGUCCCACAGGGCGGGUACCAUCACCGAGAAGGCAGAGGAGGGUGGGGCAGGCAAAGUCUGACGCCCCCUUUUUUCUCCAGGUCGUAGAGUUGGAACUUCCUCAGGGACAGGGGGGACCUCAAGAACAACUGUCCAUGGGCGUUUGGCUGACUUAAGGCCAGGAGAGGCAGCUUCUCUCUACAAUAUCCCUCCCUCUAGAUGUUGGGUCCUUCUUCUGUCUUGUUUUUGCUGCCCCUCCAAUCCCAGGUUCUUUACAGGCUGGAGGGGGUUCCCUGCCUUUGCCCCCACCCCAUCUCACUCACCACGUACUUGGAGUUCCGCUCGCUGACCACGUUGGCGCUGGUGACCUCGAACAGGAGGCGCUGGGGCACAAAGCUGCCCCGCGAUUUCCUCCAGAGCUCCUGCAGCUGCCGGGUGAGCAGGUUGCUGCCCCUGCGCUCCGUCGGGGGGCUGUGCUCUGCAGCAAGGGGGGGGGGGGCAGAAAAGGAAGAAAGCAGAUGUCAAGCUCUGGGAGGGGGUUCCUGCUUCCUGGUCAGCAAGAGCUCAAGCUGAAGAUUUGGUGACUCCUGUUUCUGGCAUGGAGAAGAGCUGGGACCAAAGACAGAAGAAGAACCUGCAGGAUCAGGCCGUCUUCUUCUCCCAGUGGCCAACCAGAUGCCCAUUAUAGGAAACCCACAGGCAGGAUCUGAGCACAAGAGCCACACUCUCCACUCCUGGGAUUCAGAAGCAAUUCUUUCUCCUCCCUGAAUUUGUCUAAUCCACUUUUAAAGCCACCUGAGUUCUAGUGUUCUGAGAGAGGAAGGCAAAGACUUCUCUAUCCGAUUUCCCUGUGGAAGCAUCACUUCCACAAACUUCCGUCAUGUGACCUCUUGCUCGCCUUCUCUCUAAAAAGCCCCUUCAUAGGGGAGUCCCUCCAUCCCCUGGAUCCUCUUGGCUGCCCUUCUCUGAACCUUUUCCAGCUCUACAGCAUCCUUUUGGGGGCGAGGCGACCAGAACCUGCCAGUGGGCUAGUUGCUUCUAAAGGUGCUGAGCCACGGCUGGCAUCACAGGACGGGCGCUGCCCCCUUCCCCCUCAACACACUUGUGAGGAAUAAUAAUAAUGGAGAGGGCCCCUUGGCUCCUUCCCGUUUCGGGUGCAGGCAGUUCCCUUAACUGCAAGCCCCUGCCCACUGUGUUCUCCUAUGCACCUACACACUGACUAUGUGCCCGCAAACCACCCUCCCUGCUGCCGGCUCCAGGGCCCUACCAGCGUCCUCCGUGUCUUCGCCCAGCAGGUCUGGCUCUGGGGGCUGCCCUUGCCCAGCCACGCCAAUGUCCUCGUCCUCCUCUUCCUCUCCUUCCUCCUCCUCAUCGUUGCUGGUGAAGCUCAGCGUCCCGCUGAGCCGCGUGGAGAGGCCCUCCGUGUCAUCCUCCAGCUCGGAGCUUUCCGGGAACUCUUCGGCUUCCGAGCUGCAGCCUGCCAGGCCGUCCCGCUCGCCCUCGCCGGUCAGGGCAUGCCGCAGGCGGUGCAGGAUGCGGGAGGCCAUGGAGAUGUGGGGGGGGGGGAGCCCUGCAGGGAAGAAGAGGCAGUUAGGUCACUCUCAGCAGGCCUCCCACCUACGCCAUGGGGCAGGGGUUUCCCAGGUGGAGCCUAGUUUCUCUGCUUCCCUCUUUAGCACUUCUUUAUAUAUACUAUUGGCUUCUCAACACACACAGAAAAGUGAAAAUGUAACAAAAAGAAAACAGAGAUUUAAACCCAUAAAGCGUCACACCCCAGAAGGACAAAGUACAAAGACCCAGCACAGCUUCAAAGGGGGGUAGUAAAAGUAUUGACUUGUACAAAGAUUCCCUUCGCAAAUAAUAAAGAUUCGUG
This is a messenger RNA of Podarcis lilfordi (Lilford's wall lizard), 9172 nucleotides long. The record is from the annotation of a GenBank genome assembly. Lineage: Eukaryota; Metazoa; Chordata; Lepidosauria; Squamata; Lacertidae.